Messenger RNA from Alternaria alternata, 1375 nucleotides. Its product is annotated as alpha/beta-hydrolase. The transcript has 2 exons. The record is from RefSeq and is a predicted model, not a curated record. The coding region runs from base 72 to 1085 and encodes 337 amino acids. Gene Ontology annotation, molecular function: hydrolase activity. NCBI's taxonomy places the organism in Eukaryota, Fungi, Ascomycota, Dothideomycetes, Pleosporales, Pleosporaceae.
UCACAGCUGCAGCUCGUUCAAGACAGCUUUCAACCCAGUCAACAAUCACAACCACUCAACUUAGAAACAUCAUGGCGGACAACGACAUUGCCACGCGUGCGCCCGAGAGCGAUGCGCAGGAGACUUCCCAAGAGCAGCCCCAAGAGCCAAAGCCAGCAGAGGAGAGCGUCUUUCCUGGAGACACCAGAGCGCAACAAGGGCCAAGUAUGGGUGAACACUGCACAACAGAUCGUCCUACCCCUUCUGGCGAGAAGCCCACCGGUGACCUUACGAAACUAGGCGGCGUUGAUUGCUACAUCGCGAAACCGGCCGACUACCCACAUUCACCCUCGAAGCUUCUACUUAUGCUCACCGGCGGCACAGGCGUCAAGUCUACCAACAACCAGUUGCAGGCUGACAAGUACGCAUCGGAAGGUUACCUGGUCGUCAUGCCUGACCAAUUCGACAACGACCCAGCGCCGAAUACUGUUGAUAUGACAGAAAUUCCAAAGGAAGCGUCGUGGCUAGAGUCAGUGAAGCUGAGGACUGCCGAGGGUAUCAAGUCAUUCAUGAUCGACAUGUGGCUUGCUCGUCAUACCCCAGAGAAGGUCCUUCCGCUACUUCACAAAGUUGUCGAGGGUGCAAGGGAAGAGUAUGCCGACGCUGUUGCCAACGGUGGAGGCAUGUACGGUGUUGGCUACUGCUUCGGCGCCAAAUACAUCCUUAUGUUGGCCUCAGAGCUGCCCGACACCGUCGCCUGGGGUCAAGAAGCACAGAAAGAUGUAGAGCAAGGCACGGUCAAGAAAGAGCCGGUUCUCAGAGCUGGUGCGGUUGCACACCCAACCAUGACAUACAAAGAGGACCUUGAAGCUGUCAAGUCUCCCGUCUACAUUGCCGCUGUCAAGGAUGAUCCCAUGUUCUCCGAGGACGAGGCAUUGACACCUGGACGAAGAGCCAUGGAAAACAACAAAAUCGAGCAUGAGAUACAAGUCUUUUCCGACGUGCCUCAUGGCUUCGCCGUCUAUGGAGAUUACGAGGACUCCAAGAUCAAGCAGUCACAAGCACAAGCUUUCAGUCAGAUGCUGGGUUGGAUACAGUCUCACUAGAGCUGUUUUUGUAGUGCUUGGAAGUGCUUCGGCACAUCUUUUAGUGUUUUCGGAGGCUUCUCAUCGCUUGAUUAUGUUGGUGAAUAUACCAUGGCGUUCCGGUGGGUGGGAAUGACGAAAGCCACAUUCGAAUCUUAUCCCGGUAACAACUUCGAUGGACUUCAAAAACUUGUGCGCAUUUUUCAUUCCUUAGCUCUUCUAUCCUCAAUCAUACUUCUCUUAUUGCAUCCGCUAUAGUGCGAUCAACGGGCCAAUCGCUCCCACAUUGCCCAAGAUCGACACGCGGCAAU